AUGGCGGCCAAGGAGGACCUGUACAGCAAGAUUCUCCCCCGGAGGCUCCGGCAAAGCCGGCGGGGUUCGGUGAAAUCCAGCUCCAACCUGGACGUGCUGUUAUCCAUGGGCUUCUCCAGGCACAGAGCACUGAAGUCUUUGGUGUCGACUGGAGGCCGGAGUGUCCAGGCAGCUUGUGACUGGCUUUUCUCCCAUGUGGACGACCCGUUCCUGGACGAUCCUCUGCCCAGGGAGUUCGUCCUCUACCUGCGACCCAGCGGGCCGCUCCAGAACCAGCUCUCCCAUUUCUGGCAGCAGAGUCGGCUCACCUGCGGCAAGAACAAAGCCCACAACAUCUUCCCACACAUCACUCUGUGUCAGUUCUUCAUGUGUGCUGACUCAAAGGUGGAGGCUCUCUGUGAGGCCCUGCAGACCACCGUGCAGCAGUGGAGGGGUCGGUUCCCCAACCCACUGCCUCUGGAGCUCUACACAUCCUCCAACUUCAUAGGGCUGUUUGUGGAGGAGCAGGUGGCUGAUGUCCUCAGGCAGUUUGCAGCUGACUUCGCCACAGAGGCUGUAAGGAAAACAGAGGUCAAAGUGGAGCCUCACAAGAAGCAGCUCCAUCUAACGCUGGCGUACAACUUCUCCAGUGAUCACCUCCCCUCCCUGGAGAAGCUGGCCAAGGGCAUCGAGGUGAAGCUGGGCUGUGAUUGGCUGGCCGUACUUUUUUCCAGGGACAUCCGGUUUGCUAACCAUGAGACGGUGAAAGUCAUGUACCCCUACAUGCCACAGAACGAUGACGAACUAGAGCUCACUCCUGGGGAUUAUAUCUUCAUGUCUUCCAUGGAUCAGAACAGCACCAGCGAGGGCUGGGUGUACGGGACGUCCCUGGCCACCGGCCUGUCUGGACUUCUGCCGGAGAACUACGUCAGCCCGGCAGACGAGUCUGACUCCUGGGUGUUUCACGGCUCCCAUUCCUUCUUCAGCUGUGGACCCAGUGAAAAAGGCGGGAAAGAGAAAGGAAUGUUUGACGGGCUGCUGGACGGACGACGUCCAGACAGCACCGGUCCCGGAGAAAUGCCCCCCCUCAGUGUAAUCUGCCACCCUAUGCAGCAGGUCCAGCGGUUCAGUGGCAGCCACACCCGGCAGCCCAAACGGACUCUGUUUGUGUGCCGGCACGGUGAGCGGAUGGACGUGGUGUUCGGGAAACACUGGCUCACUCUCUGCUCCGACAGUAAAGGUGAAACCUGAAACUCUGCGAGGUCUUAAACCGGAACU
Molecule: messenger RNA, 1257 nt
Organism: Cyprinodon variegatus (sheepshead minnow)
Lineage: Eukaryota; Metazoa; Chordata; Actinopteri; Cyprinodontiformes; Cyprinodontidae
Product: ubiquitin-associated and SH3 domain-containing protein B-like
Exons: 8
Coding region: 1-1230 (409 amino acids)
Molecular function (GO): protein binding
Source: RefSeq, a predicted model, not a curated record